This is a messenger RNA of Lactuca sativa (garden lettuce), 1425 nucleotides long. The record is from RefSeq and is a predicted model, not a curated record. NCBI's taxonomy places the organism in Eukaryota, Viridiplantae, Streptophyta, Magnoliopsida, Asterales, Asteraceae.
AUGUCAAAAGAAGCAAAGUUGGUCUCUAGUGUUGGCUCACUAGCUCUUGUCUCGAAGAACAAAAAUGUGAUUGAAGAAGAAGAGGAAGAUGACAUGUUGGAGUGUGAUAUUACGAGUGAUGAGUAUGCGAUGAUGGUGUCGAAUCCAAAGAAGUUUGCUCGGAAGAAAUUCCCCAAGGAGGAUGAAAAGAAGGAGAUCAAACUGGUGGGUGACUCUGGGUAUGAUUGCAAUUACUGUCACGACAAGAAUCACUUUGCCAAGGACUGCAUGUUGAAAAAGUUAGCCGAGAGAAGAGAGAGUGAAGAUGAUGAAGCUUAUCAUAUGAGAAAGCUUGAAGAUAUAAAGAAGAAGAAAAAUAGUGCAGGUCCAAUGAACGCCUUGAUUAUUCAAGAAAAGGUGAUUGAUGACGAAUUUGGUGGGGUUGAAGUGUGGUCCACAGAUUCAGAGGAUGAAAAGGUGAGAAGGCCAACACACGAUAGUGCUUUUGUGACGAGACAAGAGGAUGAGAAAGUGACUGGCAGAUGCCUGAUGGUGACGGAUGGAGUAACAACCGAGAGUGAGCAUGAGGAACCGAAUCUACAUGAAGAAAAAUGCUUUGCAGCCAAGCCUAUCAGUGAGAAGAUCAACGAUUACGAUCGUUUGAUCAAAAAGGAGGAUGAGGUCAUUGCUGAAUGUGAAUCAAUCAUGUCCUCGGAAGAAACUUCCAUUCCUUAUAAAAUAGGUCUGGAGAAAAUUGAAACUUUCAUUGAUUCUAAGGAACAUAAAUGCAUGUUAAAACUACUCUUAGAUGAAAACGAUAAGUUAAAAAUUAAAACUGAGACCUUAAAAUCAUUUGAAUCAUCAAAUGCCAAAUUGAUGACUGAACAUAAGAUAAAUAUUGGGAGUACAUCUGAGUUUGAUGAUAAAAGUGAGACGAGUGAGAUCUCCGUGGAAGACGUAAUCAAUUGCUCAGAGUUUCUGAAGAGCGAAACCGAGACUGAAAAACUGCUUAUAUCCGAAAAAUCAGUUGAAUAUGCUGUUAAAGAAAAGGCAGUGGUCUACCAAAAAUCAGCUCCUAUUGAUAAUGCAGAUGAAACUGUUGCCUUGUCAGAGCAAACCUCAUGGAGGGUGAAAUGUCAACCUCCUGUUCAACCGAAAGUUGUGAUCAAACCUGAACCGAAGGGUAAUGAAGCUUCGGGUUCUAGUGUUAAAGAAAAGAAGGGUUCAUCCAAUGAUGAUAGUGAUGAAGACCAGGAAACAAUAACCGACAUACUCAAAAGAAAGCAAAGAGAUCGGGAGUUAAAUGAGACUCAGAGGAUUGCUAAGGAAGAAGAGGAGAAAGAAAGGAAGAGGAAAGAAGAGCAUGAUGCUCUUGAAUGUAAAAUGGCCCUUUUUCUCCCAUGGACUAGGGAAAAGAUGAUAAACGAGAUUAUAAACGAGAUUUGA